GUUGGAAGCAGAAGUGAGACAACCCCCAACCCUCCCUCCUCAUGCGACUUAAUGCUGUUGUCUCUGUCAUCUCAUCCCUCGCCUGCAGCCAAAUAGUAUUCAUCUCUCUCUCUUCCUUUCAUUAGCGGCCUCGCACUUUUCCAGCUCUGUUGAGAGAAGAGAGAUUUGGUGAGGCACUGUCGUCGAUUGGAGCGUGCGGUGGUUUGUAGUGGCGGCAGCGGCGGCAGAAAAUGGUGGGACCACAGAGGCCUUUGUUCGUUCUCUUCGGAUCUUCCAUCGCGCAGCUGAGCUUUAGUAAUGGCGGAUGGGGUGCCAUUCUCUCUGACAUUUACGCUCGAAAAGCAGACAUACUGUUGCGAGGAUACUAUGGUUGGAACUCACGUCGCGCUAUCCAGGUCCUUGAUAAAGUUUUUCCGAAGGAUGCUGUUACACAGCCUUCUUUGGUGAUAGUUUAUUUUGGUGGUAAUGAUUCAAUGGGGCCUCACUCAUCUGGCCUAGGGCCCCAUGUUCCACUCGAUGAGUACAUCGAAAACAUGAGAAGGAUUGCUGUUCACUUGAAGAGCCUUUCAGAUACGACACGCAUCAUUUUCCUUAGUUGUCCCCCUGUCAACGAGGCCAAAGUUCGUGAAAACACCAGUUCAAUUUUUAGUCAGUUAGUACGGACAAAUGAAUUGUGCCGAAGAUAUUCAGAAGCUUGUAUAGAGUUGUGCCAAGAGAUGGAUGUGAAGGUGGUGGAUCUCUGGACUGCGCUUCAAAAAAGGGAUGAUUGGUUGACUGCCUGCUUUACUGAUGGGGUUCAUUUAUCUGCUGAUGGAAGCAAAAUAGUUGUGGAGGAGAUACUAAAGGUUCUCAAGGAAGCCGAGUGGAAUCCAUCUCUCAACUGGAAGUCCAUGCCCACUGAAUUUGGAGAGGACUCAUUGUAUGAUCUUGUUGCAUCCAAUGGAAAAACCACAAUAAAUCCCUCUGAGUGGACGUUUCACAGGGAGAUACAGUGGGAUUAGAUCACGGAUGAAUUAUUUGCCUUGUCAGUAAAGUGAAUAGGUCUUUAUUUCAUUGUGAUUUUUCAUGGAAGAGUGGGAAAUUGUGAAAAGAUGACUGAAGCUAAAAUAUCUUUUGUUUUUUGGUGCA
Molecule: messenger RNA, 1128 nt
Organism: Malania oleifera
Lineage: Eukaryota; Viridiplantae; Streptophyta; Magnoliopsida; Santalales; Ximeniaceae
Product: GDSL esterase/lipase WDL1
Exons: 6
Coding region: 231-1001 (256 amino acids)
Molecular function (GO): hydrolase activity, acting on ester bonds
Source: RefSeq, a predicted model, not a curated record